Molecule: messenger RNA, 1035 nt
Organism: Aricia agestis (brown argus)
Lineage: Eukaryota; Metazoa; Arthropoda; Insecta; Lepidoptera; Lycaenidae
Product: ommochrome-binding protein-like
Exons: 2
Coding region: 106-939 (277 amino acids)
Molecular function (GO): protein binding
Source: RefSeq, a predicted model, not a curated record
UUAUGUGUUUGUGAGUAUCGAUAAGACCGGGUCUGGCCCAGAUGUUAUUAUGAACUUUAUAUCCGCAGUGCAUAGUGUCAGCCGGAGGAGGAUAACGUCUUCGUAAUGAUCAAGCUACUGCUCCUCGCAGCUGUAUUUGCUGCGGCCCAGGGCCGAGUCGUUGAGAACUGCGAUGGUGUGAUAGUGCACAAUAUAAAACACGACCAGGAAGUGCUCCACAAGUUCGACAGCCCCUACCAGCUGGCUAUAGACUACGACACCAACACUCUCUUCUUCAGCUACAGCACAAAUUCUGACGACGAAGUCUUCAAAUCCGCUUACAUCAACCUAAAAACGAACGAAGUGGGUAUCAUUCCUGGAAUCGCUGGAGGUUUCGCCAACGCUGUUGAUUCUCAAAAGCAUAAAGUAUAUUUAGGAGGUAGAGACGGAGUGUAUAAUUUCAAUUUUGACUCCAAAAAAGCUGAGCAUAUUGAUGGAGCGAAUCACAAUAUAUGGCAACUUUUCUACAAGGACGAUCUCUACUACACCAGUUAUCCCGAUGAAGUAGCUUAUGUGUACAAGAAUGGAGUAUCUCAGCGUGUACCAGAGCUAACUGAUACACAAGCUAUGCUGAUAGCUAUUGAUAACGAUAAGAACAUCUACUUCUCGAAUUCCUCAGGACUAUUCUUGCACAAGAAAUCUAAACAAUAUACCGUGAACGUAGGUGAUUACAACCUAAAUAGUUUUACAGCCGACAGCAACGGUAACCUAUACUUCUCGACAGCAGAAGGUAUCUACAAUAUCAAAGAUGAUAAGAAGGUUGAGAAAUUAACGAGCAUCGAUAAUAUUUAUGGGGUUGCAGUCGAAGCAGAUGGAAAUAUAAUAUACGCGUCACAGAGUGCGCUAAUCAGGCUUAAACCGACUAAACAAUAUUGCUUCAAAGAUGAAAAGAUUUUGUAAGAUGGUAAAAAUAAUGAAGAGUCCAAAUUAGAUGUUUCCAAAAAUUAAAAACAUUUAAUGUUCGCUUACAUUUUAUAUUGACACUUAAUGUAAAUA